CGACUUGCCCUUCCCAGCUAUUGGGAGGAGCGAGCACAUAGGGUGAUGGGGCGGGAGGGACAGCCCAUUGCGAGCCUGCAGGGGAGAAAGGUAGGGGAAAGACCCGCUGUUCUAGAGUGGAGGAAUCAACGGAACUGCCGCUGUCAGUUGCCUCAGUCUUCAGCGCGGUCCGCUCCCUGUAUACCCGCCCCGCUCCUCAAACCCAAGCUUGCACUGAUUGCAAAAUUCUUGAGAAGAGGGUGUGGGAGUCCUGGGAGCCGAGGGUGGUGGUGGGUUGCCUUUAGGAAGUUCCUAGAUCAGGCUUGCCUCUGGCGGCUCCGCGAUCUUGCAGAAGAGGGAAGUUUGGGGGCUUCAUCUCCCCCAACUGGAUCAAGGGGACAGGGCAGAAGCAGAACAAUUGGGGGCUAUACCUGAGCUUGAGUUUGACACGGAUGGCUCAUUUUUUUCAUGCCAGGGUCUACCCGCCCGUGUACUAAUCAUUGUGAAGAGUGAAUGCCCCUAGAGCAUGUGCAGAAUGCCCUUUGCUUAUCAUGGAAAGGUUGAGGGGUUGAGGACGGAACUAUCUAAGAACUUAAUCGAAGCUUAGAUUUGGCCCCAGGAUCUGUUCUUGAUGUCAGGGCUCAGCCCUCCUUUGUACCAAUAAUUAUGAAGAGACUGCCCUUGAACAUGUGCAGAAUGCCUCAGCAUGGGCUUAAGAUAACAAGCCUACAGAUAAACACCUGAUACUUAAACGGUUGGUGGGUAUACAGAGUAUGACUCCAAUCAUGAUUUUAGAAUUUUACCCUAACUGAUUUUAGAAUUUUACCCUAACUGAUCCCAUUCAGAGGGUGUGUCAGCUCUACACUGCGUCAGCAGUGCCGGUGGGGGCUGGAAAUUCCUGGGUGGUUGGCAGGGAAGCAAAGUCCUUAGCCGGCAGUCUGGCCAUAAAUCUGCCAGGUCUUAGGAGGAGGGAAUCUGAUAAGGCCCCAGCUUGUCCGAAGCAUACUUGCCGAGUCAGGAGUCCAGAAGCGAGGUCAGUAGAGGUCCGGGAUCAAGUGCCAAGGGGUCAGUCCAAAGAGGUUGCAAGGAAACUAGGAAUACACAAAGCCACGCCUGACGUUGCAGUCAGCAACAAGCUGCAGCCAAGGUGUGCCUUAUAAAGAGCAAGGUUGACAGCAGGUGUGAGUCCUCAGCGUUUGGGCCUGAAGGAGACAGGCCUGCCUCUCUUCUGCCUGACCUUCUGCUGUCUACGUUCUGCAGAUCGGCUGGCUUGAGGUAACAGCAGAAAGCACAGCAUGGAUGCAGAAGACCCUGUCAAGGAAACUGCCCUUAUUACAGGAGGAGGUGGUUAUUUUGGUUUACGUCUAGGUUGUGCUCUUUCCAAGAAGGGAAUGGAUGUGAUCCUCUUUGAUGUCUCUAAGCCCAUCCAAGUGAUGCCAGAAGGAGUGGAAUUUGUGCAUGGUGAUGUAUGUGUGCCCUCCGAAGUGGAAAGAGCUGUCCGAGGAGUGACAUGUGUCUUCCAUGUUGCUUCUUAUGGGAUGUCUGGCCGGGAGCAGCUAAACCGAAAACGUAUAGAAGACGUGAAUGUUGGGGGAACAAAAAACAUCAUUGAAGCUUGCCGGAAAGCGAGAGUCUCGAAGCUGGUUUACACAAGCACCUACAAUGUGGUGUUUGGGGGCCAAGUAAUAGAAAAUGGGGACGAGUCUCUGCCUUAUCUGCCUCUCCAUCUUCACCCAGACCAUUACUCGAGGACCAAAGCCAUAGCUGAGAUGAAGGUUCUGGAGGCCAACGGAACGGCCCUUGGGGAAGGGCGAGGGGUACUGAGGACCUGUGCCUUGAGACCCGCUGGUAUCUAUGGGCCCGGAGAGCAGAGACACCUUCCAAGGAUUAUAGGCUAUGUUGAACGGGGCUGGUUUCAGUUCAUUUAUGGGGAUCCCGGCACCCUGGUGGACUUUGUCCAUGUGGACAACCUGGUGCAAGCUCACAUUUUAGCUGCAGAAGCUCUGGGAAGUAGGAAGGGGCAUAAAUCAGCUGGUCAAGCUUACUUUAUUUCAGACGGCAGGCCCGUCAACAACUUUGAAUUUUUCCGGCCUUUGAUAGAAGGCUUAGGCUACCCAUUCCCGACUUUGUGCCUCCCUCUUUCUCUUGUUUACGUCUUCGCCUUUCUCACUGAAGCGGUUCAUUUCAUGGUGGGGCGCUUCUAUAAUUUCCAGCCCCUCCUCACUUGCACAGAGGUUUACAAAACUGGCGUCACACAUUAUUUCACUUUGGAAAAGGCCAAGAGGGAGCUGGGGUAUGAUCCCCAGCAGCAUAGCAUCAGAGAAGCGGUCGAGUGGUUUAAAGCCCACAGUUACAGCCGGAAGCUUGGGAGGUACACCGCAAAACAUUUCUUUAGGGAUGUGGUGCUUGUCCUUCUGUUUGCAGUGGUGGUUCUUUCCUGGUUCCCCAGAGCAGUCAGAGCAUCUGAUGGGGAGAUCAGAUACUAACAAGGCAGAUUUCCUUGGACACUUUUAAGCAGAACUAAAAUAAGCUUAGAUUUCCCCAGCUGCCCUAAUCUCAUUUGCCCCAACCUCCUAAAGGCAGCCAGAAUAAACUUCUGAGAAGCUGGCCUUGACUGGAUUUUUUUUUUAGCCUUUCCAUUUCUCCGUGCACCUUUUUUAAAUCUAAGGCAUGAAUCACCAACAUGAAGCUUGUGGGCACCCAACGCUGAGCUGGAUGGACCAUUGAUGUGAUUUGGAGCAAGGCUGCUUCUUCCUCUGUUCCUGUGUUCUGUCCCCUUGCAUCCGUAACACUUUUGCCUCUUGGAACACUUGUAAAAGUAUAAUAUCUAAUAAUUGCUGGACCACGUGCUUGGAAAAACUCAGGGUUUACGGAUUUGUUGCUGACGUUUAAUUAUAAAAACACCUGCUUGCUGGCUGAUGCCUAUGGGAGGGAUUUUAAUCACUGUUUUGCCACUUCACAGUUCCUUCCUGGCACCGUUCUUGUAGAUAUACUUCUAAUUUCAUGCUUAUUUCAUGUUCCCUUGCUUGCAAUGUUCUUUCUGGAACCGAAAAAGAAAAGAAAAACAAAAAUAAAAGCUUGACCUAGAUCAUGUAAGCCGAAAGGGACUCGGAUUGAAUGUGUAGGUAAAUGAUUGAAGACCUGCAGUUACAGGCUGUGCCAGUCUUCUGUGUGUGGCAGCACUGACAGGAAAUAGCAAGCAGGUUUUUAAAUGAGCCUCCAUCCUAAUACGUUAAAUCCCAUAUGCUCUUAAAUUACUGCUGAUUACAGAGUUUGCAGCCAGCUGAAGACCGCCUGGAUGUUUCUUGCUAUCUUCCCUAAGCCCAAAAAGAUUUAAAUGGGGGACUGAAUUACAGUUGGAGGUGAAGAUUUUUCAACAGGCAAAGGCAGAAUUGCUUGCAUCCCGUUUUGUUUGUUGUAGGGUCCGCCCCCAGAGACUAAUGGAUCCGGAUGGUUUCCAAAGGGCUCUGACAGGGCUGGUGCUCCUGUCGAAACCCUGGUUGAACUGUGGAAUACAGAAAUGACCCGGGCGGUUGACAUGAUCGCUCCUGAGUGCCCUCUCCUGUGUAGAGCUUGUACGGCUCCAUGGUAUACCCCAGAGCUGAGAGCAAUGAAACAAUAUAGGAGACCGCUUGAGUGCAGAUGGAGACGAACUCCUGGUGGAUGUAAUUACACACUGGUAAGUGCCUAUGGUAACCUGUAUUUAGGGGCAGUAAGGGCAGCAAAAAAACAAUAUUUUGCUGCCACUAUCGAAUCAUCACUCUGCCACCCAGCGGAGCUCUUCAGAAUUGUCCGGGGGCUAUUACACUCUGGCCCCAGGGACAUGGUAGAACCAUCUGAGGCCCACUGUAAUGAAUUUGCUAGGCACUUCCAGGAUAAAAUCUUUAGCAUCCGCCAGGACUUAGACUCCAGUGUUAUAGCAGAUGAAUCAAGCGAGGAAUCCAGAGCACAGCCUUGUCCCGAUUUCUUGGAUGAGUUUCAGUUGGUGCAGCUUGAGGACAUUGACAAGGUGCUUGGACAGGUUCAUGCAACCACUUCUGUGCUGGAUCCUUGCCUUUCUUGGCUAAUAAAAGCUAGCAGGGAUGGAACAGCCGGCUGGGCCAGGGAGGUGAUUAAUGCCUCUCUGCGAGAGGGGGUGGUCCCUGGCUGCCUGAAAGAGGCAGUAGUGAGACCACUCCUGAAGAGACCCUCCCUGGACCCAGAAAAUCUUAAUAACUAUAGGCCGUAGCAAAUGUUCCAUUCCUGGGCAAGGUCCUUGAACGAGUGGUUGCUCUUGGAUGAGACCGAUUAUCUGGAUCCAUUUCAGUCGGGUUUCAGGCCUGGUUUUUGGCACAGAAACAGCCUUGGUCGCCCUGUAUGAUGACCUUUGUUGGGAGAGAGACAGGGGGAGUGUGACUCUGCUGAUUCUCCUUGAUCUUUCAGCAGCUAUCGAUACCAUCGACCAUGGUAUCCUUCUGGGGAGACUGGCUGAGUUGGGAGUGGGAGGUACUUCAUUGCAGUGGUUCCGCUCCUACUUGGCAGGUCACCUCCAGAAGGUGGUGCUUGGGGAACAUUGCUUGGCACCCUGGACUCUCCUGUAUGGGGUUCCGCAGGGGUCAGUUCUGUCCCCCAUGCUGUUCAACAUCUACAUGAAACCAUGAAACCGUUGGGUGCAGUCAUCCGGAGCUUUGGAGUGCGUUGCCAUCAGUAUGCUGAUGACACGCAGCUCUAUUUCUCCUUUUCAUCUUCUUCAGGUGAGGCUGUCAAUGUGCUGAACCGGUGCCUGGCUGCGACAAUGGACUGGAUGAGGGCUAAUAAACUGAGGCUCAAUCCAGACAAGACUGAGAUGCUGCUAGUGGGUGGUUCUUCUGACCAGAUGGUGGAUGUAACCAGUCCUGGAUGGGGUUGCACUCCCCCUGAAGGAGCAGGUUUGUAGCUUGGGGUUUCUCCUAGAAUCAUCUCUGUCACUUGAGGCUCAGGUAGCCUCGGUGGCACGGAGUGAUUUCUACCAACUUUGGUUGGUAGCCCAACUAUGUCCCUAUCUGGACAGGGAUAACCUGGCUUCAGUUGUCCAUGCUCUGGUAACCUCCAAAUUAGAUUACUGCAAUGCACUCUACAUUGGGGCUGCCUUUGAAGACAGUUCGGAAACUGCAGCUUGUGCAAAAUGCAGUGGCCAGAUUGGUAACAGGGACCAGACGGUCCAAACAUAUAAAACCGAUUCUGGCCCGCUUGCACUGGCUGCUUGUAUGUUUCCGAGCUCGAUUCAAGGUGCUGGUUUUGACCUAUAAAGUGUUACACAGCUUGGAACCACAAUACCUGAUGGAAUGCCUCUCCCGAUACAAACCCACCCGUACACUAUGUUCAAGAUCAAAGGCCCUCCUCCGGGUGCCUACUCCAAGGCAAGCUCGGAGGAUGGCAACAAGGGAGAGGGCCUUUUCAUUGGUGGCUCCCAAAUUAUGGAAUGAUGCCGUUGACAAGGUGUGCCUGGCGCCAACACUGUUAUCUUUUCGGUGCCAGGUCAAGACUUUCCUCUUCUCCCAGGCAUUUUAGCAUGUGUUUUAUACUGUUCAAAUUUUUAAAUUGUUUUUUAAAUUGUUUUCAUAAGAUCUGUUUUAAAUUGUAUUUGUUUUAAUGUUUUUGGUUACUGUAAACCGCCCA
Molecule: messenger RNA, 5616 nt
Organism: Rhineura floridana
Lineage: Eukaryota; Metazoa; Chordata; Lepidosauria; Squamata; Rhineuridae
Product: short-chain dehydrogenase/reductase family 42E member 1-like
Exons: 3
Coding region: 1275-2465 (396 amino acids)
Biological process (GO): steroid biosynthetic process
Molecular function (GO): 3-beta-hydroxy-Delta5-steroid dehydrogenase (NAD+) activity
Source: RefSeq, a predicted model, not a curated record